Molecule: messenger RNA, 2044 nt
Organism: Ceratosolen solmsi marchali
Lineage: Eukaryota; Metazoa; Arthropoda; Insecta; Hymenoptera; Agaonidae
Gene: heix
Product: UbiA prenyltransferase domain-containing heix
Exons: 2
Coding region: 532-1506 (324 amino acids)
Biological process (GO): menaquinone biosynthetic process; vitamin K biosynthetic process
Cellular component (GO): endoplasmic reticulum; Golgi membrane
Molecular function (GO): prenyltransferase activity
Source: RefSeq, a predicted model, not a curated record
UUUAAAGCUAUAUACAAUUUUGAUAUAAGGCAAUGUUCGAAUUUUCAUUUUUCCAAAUUACAAUACGUCACGGCUUAAAAGAAAUACUUCUGGUUCAGUGGUGAAACGAAGGUUUAUUAAAAACCACUAAUGCACAUGGAACUCAUAAGCAUAUAAUCAUGAGUCUAUCGAUGUACAAAAUAUUACAAUCGGAAUUUGGAUUUUGAAAUCAGAACCGCGAACAGACAUCUAAAUAAUCCGAUUUAAUUUCGUUCUGUGACUGAGAAUUAACGGAAUAGUGAAGUAGUAAUAUAACAACAGGUAGAAUUACAUGUUGAAUUUAAUAAACGAAACGCUAUUUGUUAAAUCCAUUUCGUGCAAGGUGCUUAAAGACGUUUAGUGAUGCGGUGCGCGAUUAAACCAGCUCAAAAAAGAGGCAUGGAACCGUGCACCGUCGUCACUUAACCUAUAAAUCUGUAUGAACGACUGAUUUAACGGAUAUUUAGAAUAUCGCUGCUUGUAGAUCCUCCGAACGAAUCAAAUUUGGAGUCAAUGAUACCAAACGGAGUACAAAACGAAAAAAAGGAGAAAUGCUCUCCAAUAAGAUCUUCGUCUUCCUCGCCUUUAAUGAAGUUUUCUUCCUAUCUUUUAUCAAUUAGACCUUGGUCGCUGAGUGCCUCGCUGAUACCAACAAUGCUGGGCUCGGCAUUAGCUUAUAAAUUAAUAGGACUAACUGGUCUGAGCUGUAUUACUUUAAUAUUAACUUUGUUUACAGUUGCUUGUGUUCAUGGUGCUGGCAACGUAGUCAAUACAUAUUUUGAUUACAUUAAAGGAGUGGAUAGUCGGAAAAGUGACGAUAGAAUUUUAGUCGAUCAACUACUAUCUCAAGAUGAAUUAGUUUCUUUAGGAGCCUGGCUAUAUGCAGCAGGAUGUUUAGGUUUUGUCUUAUUAGCAACAAUAUCACCGGCAAAAAUGGAACAUCUUGCACUUGUAUACUUUGGAGGCUUAUCCUCCUCGUUUCUUUAUACAGGAGGCAUUGGACUUAAAUAUAUUGCUCUUGGAGAUGUUUUAAUACUUAUUAUUUUUGGUCCAAUAUCAGUUCUAUUUGCGUUUAUGGCACAGACAGGUUACAUUGAAUGGAAUACAAUGUAUUAUGCAAUUCCAUUGGCUCUUAAUACUGAAGCUAUAUUACAUAGCAACAAUACACGGGAUCUUGAAAGUGACAAACGAGCAGGAAUCGUGACAUUAGCAAUUUUAAUAGGCUACACAGCAUCACACGUUUUAUAUGCAUUUUUACUCUUUGCACCAUAUGUGACCCUUGUGGUGCUUGCACUUAGAUAUUCUAUCUGGUUCUUAUUGCCAUUGGUUACUUUACCAAAGGCAUUUAAAAUAGAAAAAAGUUUCAGGAAUUCAAGUACAAUUCAAGAUGUACCUAAAGAGACUGCUAGCUUAAAUCUUUAUUUGGGAGUUUUAUAUAUUGUUGCAUGUCUACUUAUUGAUCGACUUCCAUAUCUACAAUCUGUUUAAAAGUAUAAAAAAAAAACUUGUAUCACUGGUACAAUUUUUAAUGCUUAAAAUUGCCUGAGCUGGAGUAAUAAACAACAAUAAAAAAUUGCAUUGAGAAAUGAUUUGCAUUAUCAAGUAUCACGAUCAAACUAUUCAUCUUUAUAAAAAUAUUUUCAGAUUAAUAUAAGGAACAUAAACAACUUUUAUUAAAAUAUCUAAACACUUGAGAUAUAAGUCUGGUGUGUAAUUUUGUAUAGAAAAAAAAGUAAUAAAUGACUAUAUUAAUUACUUUUUUGGAAGUAAAUAUUUUCACUAGAUCCAAAUGAAAGUAUAUAAAAUUUCACUGGAUCUAGUGAACACUGUGUUAUUAAAAUGGGAAUUUCAUUUAUAUAUCACAGUUUUACUUAACAUCUUAGAAACAUAUACAAUUUCUUUUAACAAACAUUAACUUUUAAAUAUUCAACAUCUUAAUUUCAAUCACUCUUUAUGUCAUUGUAUAAGUAAUUAUAAAUCAUUGUUAUGGCAUAUAUAGUUCUUUAAUCAUUUUUAUUUUUAGAUA